GCGCCCUCCCUUUUCUCCAACCUUUCUUGGCAAAGCAUUGGGAACCCCUCGUUGCUGUCUUCUUCGUUGUUGAUGCGGUGAUUCCUCCGGCCAACCGGGGCGGCUCUCUCGGACCGCCGUGCUCCCCUUCAAGAUGAACAACCUCAUGACGGAAUCGUUCGAAAGGGUGGUGGGUAGCUACCCAGGAGAGGGAGACAUCGGAUCAGGGAGGUAUUCUACUGAUACCAGAGAUAUGGGGAUGGAAGGUUUCUUCAAAGAGGUUGGAGAAAUAGAUAAGCAGAUCGAGAGAAUUACAGGAUUCUUCAAUAAGCUACAGGCUACCAAUGAAGAAUCCCAGCUUGUAACCAAGGCCUCGGAGAUGAAAGCAAUCAAACAGCGGAUGGAGAAGGACGUCGAAGAAGUCAAAAAGAUUGCUUUGAAGAUCAAAACGAUGUUAGAGCAACUCGACAAAAAUAACAUGAUCAACAGGCAGAAACCGGGAUGCGGCAAAGGGACCGCCGUCGACAGGUCUAGAAUGGGAAUGACUGUGGCUCUGAAGAAGAAGCUAAAAGAGAGAAUGACGCAGUUUCAGACUCUGAGGCAGAAUAUCCACGAGGAGUACCGUGAGGUGGUGGAAAGGAGAGUCUUCACAGUGACCGGAACAAGACCGGACGAGGAAAUGGUCGAUCAACUGAUAGAAACUGGGAACAGCGAGCUGAUCUUUGAGAAGGCGAUCCAAGGUCAAGGUCGAGGACAGGUUGUGGACACAUUGGCGGAGAUACAAGAACGGCGCGACACCAUGCUGGAGUUGGAGAAGAAGCUUCUUGAUCUACAGCAGAUGUUCUUGGACAUGUCGGUGCUGGUGGACGCCCAGGGAGACAUGCUGGAUGACAUCGAGGCUCAGGUCACCAAAUCCGUAGACCACAUCGAGAAUGCCACCGCCACACUCCAAGCAGCGAAGAAGACGCAGAAGAACACGAGGAAGUACAUGUGCAUCGCCAUCGUCAUCCUGCUCGUCGUCAUCGUCGUUGCGCUCGGUGGAAUCCUGAAGGAGGCCAAGAAAUCGGCUUAAGAAACAACAACAACAACAACAACAAUAAAUUUGCAGUAUAUGAAGUUAUCUUCGUUUCCUCGGAGGGUCUGAUGAUGAAAUUGUUAUGCUAACACUUGCGUAAUUGUA
Messenger RNA from Musa acuminata AAA Group (dessert banana), 1159 nucleotides. Its product is annotated as syntaxin-132-like. Gene Ontology annotation, cellular component: plasma membrane; endomembrane system; SNARE complex. Bases 134 to 1051 code for a protein of 305 amino acids. The record is from RefSeq and is a predicted model, not a curated record. The transcript is spliced from 13 exons. Lineage: Eukaryota; Viridiplantae; Streptophyta; Magnoliopsida; Zingiberales; Musaceae. Gene Ontology annotation, biological process: vesicle fusion; exocytosis; intracellular protein transport. Gene Ontology annotation, molecular function: SNAP receptor activity; SNARE binding.